UGUCCUUCAAAAAAAAAGACCAAAAGCACUAGGCUGAAGACGUCAUCCAAGUUUUAGGUAGAAAGAGUGAGGAAAAAAAAAAAAGAAAAACGACAAAUCAUGCAAACGGAAAUAAUUGAGCUUAUUUCAAUUUAUCAUGUCAUUAGUUGCUUAUUGAGACAGACCUAACUGUCUUUUUCCAGUUCAGUUUACCAUAAACAGGAGAUCAACACUGUACAUCUGUUUCCUGUGGAAAAGCUGGAUAUGUUUUAGGUUAUGAAUUCAGUUGUUAAAUAAUGGAUCAUACUAGCAGCCUGCAAAAAAAACAACAAAAAACGGUCAGGUUGAACGUCGUCAUCCCGCCUCCUCUGCCCCGUUUGCAGACUUGCAAUUGGUCGGCUGGCUCGCCACUCCCCGACCACCCAGGUUAGGUUGCUCCGUACCGUUGUGAUGCUGCUCAAUUGAUGGGCGUACAGAAAGAUACCCUUACGUGUUCCCAUUGUGCAGCACAACAAAAACCAUGUUCGUUUCUGUCUGCGUUUGCUUUCUCUGCGGCAAAAUCCUCCCGGAGAUCCGCUGUUUUUUCUCCCACCGCACUGCUUGAUAAGCGGCUCUGGCUCAGUUGUUGCGGCCGUUUUAAAGGUGGGUAAAAGAAAGCUCAUGACAGGAACAACAACACAGGGCAGCGCAUCGCGGCUAGCAGCAGCAGCAGCAGCACACCAGCGUGCAUCACUUUAAUUCAGGUGAGCUUGCUUGACUGGGGUCCUUCUACGCACGCAUGGCGGACUCGGACACUUUGGGGAAAUUGCACCUGCCGUGAAGAGGGAAGGGAACCGAAGCACAUGGACGGAUCUGCUCCCUGGACCUCACGUCGGACUGUCAGACCUGAGUAACCUGCGCCCUCGUCGUGCCGCCAUGGAGCGUUAACAGUUUUAAUUGUGUUAUUUAUUUGUUUUUUGUUUAUUUGUUUGUUUUUUUACUACUCGUCGCGGGGGCUUCGAGAACCCAUCCGAGUGCGAGGAUGACAGCUGAUCGCCCCUCCUCUCCCCGGACCGGGAUAAAAAGGCGCUCCAACUGAGUAGUGCGCCGCCUUCUUUCUCAGCUGUGUGUGUGUGUGUGUGUGUGUGUGUGUGUGUGAGAGACAAUAGAUAGAGCGCACGGGGCUGUAACGUUUGGCUUCCUCCUCGUCGGGUUCUUCACUCCUCACGUCCUUGUCAAAGAUUUCACACAAACGCCAUCAGACCGCAUCACUGAUUCGCUUCUCCUCAUUUGCAAAGAUCACACCCUCCAUUAACGGGCUCACCUCUCCACAUGGAAGGAAACUUCCAUUCCUCCUCUUGCUCCUCUUUGAUGCUUUGCGCUAAACCCACGGCCGGCGGGGAUGAUCCUUGAGUGGCCGAUGAAAUAAUCAGCGUCGCGGUGUCAGCAAAGGGCUUGAGCCCCAGGGGAUUUGGAUAGAUUAUCGCUAGAGUGCUAUUUUGCUCACCCGGUCACACUCUCAACUGAAUUUAGCGGCUUUGGAGCUGCAGCCUUUUCACUGCUUUCGCCCAAGUGCGUGUAAACUCUAAAGCUACAAAGAGGAAGAAAGAGAGAGAGAGAGAGAGAAACAGGGGUGAAUCCGCAAGCAAUGCCUUGCACAGAGGCGCUUGGAUCCACAUCAGAGGACGCCACCAAAGUGCCGUCACGCCGCGGGUGUGGGGGGAUGAGACGCGCCUCGGGGUUGUAGUCAGCAGCAGUCCGUGCCGCGGGAUGCCUUCGCCGUGACUUCAGGAGAGGCUGGUCCGCCAAGCAGAGAGAGCCCAGCGAAGAGUCCAACAGCAGCGCCUUCAAGGACCACUUUCCCCGGACCCGUUUUGUCUCCUAUCCACCGGAGGAUGUUUCAGCGAGGAUGCUGCGCUUCCCCGUGAAGAAGAUCCGGAAGCAGUUCAAGCUCCUGCUGCUGCUGGUGCUGCUCACCUCGGCCGUGUGGUUCACCUACCUGCACAUCAACCAGGGCAAGACCAUCAAGCUGCACUUCAACUACGGAAAAGAUGGAGAGAGACAGACGGACGGGACGGACGCCAGCCGAAAGAGGGACACUCGCUCCUCAGCCGGACACCACAAGAGCGAGGACACCAGUGACAGUAGGGAGGACGAGGCGGCAGUAAGUCUCUCUCUCUCUCUCUCUUGCAACAUUUUGUUUUGUUCCCUCACGCUGAAACUAUCAGAGAGAUGCUCCUGUCUUAAUGCAUAUUCACCACACCACCCACAUCUCUCUGACUAACCGGCAGCAGCAAGGUUUUAUGCAUCUGUGUGUAGAGAAGCACAUCAU
This is a messenger RNA of Poecilia latipinna (sailfin molly), 2290 nucleotides long. It is a transcript of the gene b4galnt4a, whose product is annotated as beta-1,4-N-acetyl-galactosaminyl transferase 4a. The record is from RefSeq and is a predicted model, not a curated record. The coding region runs from base 1868 to 2242 and encodes 124 amino acids. NCBI's taxonomy places the organism in Eukaryota, Metazoa, Chordata, Actinopteri, Cyprinodontiformes, Poeciliidae. The transcript is spliced from 2 exons.